Galdieria sulphuraria is the source of this 462-nucleotide messenger RNA. RefSeq lists its product as uncharacterized. The record is from RefSeq and is a predicted model, not a curated record. Gene Ontology annotation, molecular function: RNA binding. NCBI's taxonomy places the organism in Eukaryota, Rhodophyta, Bangiophyceae, Galdieriales, Galdieriaceae. The transcript is spliced from 3 exons. Bases 34 to 408 code for a protein of 124 amino acids.
UUUAUGUUAGGAAAUUGACUUUGAAUAUCUUUAAUGGCACGUAGGUCUCUAUACGUCGGUGGUCUUGAUCCACAGGUAACAGAAGAGAUUUUAUGGGCUGCCUUUGUUCCUUUCGGAGACCUCCUGGACGUCACUAUGCCAUUGGAUAACGAGACUCAGCAACAUCGUGGUUUUGCUUUUAUUGAGUUUGAGUUGCCAGAAGAUGCAGCAAGUGCCAAGGAGAAUAUGGAUGACUCGGAAAUGUUUGGAAGACGACUUCGAGUAGCAUAUACUCGUCCUUCUUCUAUAGGAGCAGGGAAACCACUAUGGGCUGAUACUGAUGAAUGGCUUGCUUAUCAAGAGAAAGAGAAGGAAGCAAAUGAGGAAGAAAAGAAGGAAAAGGAAAAAACCAAAGAAAAUACGAGUUGAAAAACUGAAAUGGACGAGAAAAUUUUACUGUAUAAUAAAACGAAAUUGCCAUGU